Molecule: messenger RNA, 6657 nt
Organism: Chenopodium quinoa (quinoa)
Lineage: Eukaryota; Viridiplantae; Streptophyta; Magnoliopsida; Caryophyllales; Amaranthaceae
Product: putative pentatricopeptide repeat-containing protein At1g19290
Exons: 7
Coding region: 296-3136 (946 amino acids)
Molecular function (GO): protein binding
Source: RefSeq, a predicted model, not a curated record
ACCUUAAUGUUACCAAUUACUAAUGUUGUGACAUAAACUUAAAUUGAAAGAGAUUUUCGAACAUGACUAGCUAUUCAUGCACAGGGUCUAACCUAGUGAAAUACUACGUACUAUUGUGUAACCGUACAUGGCACGGUAACUAAACUAGUUAUUUAUAUAGUUGUCUCAAAAAAAAAAAAAAAAAAAAAAAAAACAAAAAAAAAAAAAAACUCAAAGUUCUGACUGCAAUCACCUAAACUAGAAUUUGAAAACAACAGUAACACUCUGCAGAAGCUACAACCAACUCAAAGUUCCAAUGCUAAGACACUCCUUCCGCACUCUCUUUCUCUCUCCUCGCCAUUUCCGGCGAUGCAUCCACUGGUCUCCCACCCACGAAACCAACCUCACCUCGCCAGAACUCCUCUCCCGCCUUUGCCGCCUCUUAGUCCUCCGCCGCUUCGACACGGCUGCCAAACUCCCCAUCAAAUUUUCCGACGACAUUGUCAUUGAUAUCCUUACAAAUCUUCGCUUAAAUUCUGAUGCUUGUCUUGGGUUUUUCAGGUUAGCUUCGAAUCACCAAAAGUAUCGCCCAGGUUAUAGAUGUUAUUGUAUGAUUGUUCAUAUUUUGUCAAAGGGUAGGUUGUUUGAUGAAACUAGGAUUUAUUUGAAUCAACUUGUUGAUGUUUGUGGAAAUACCCACUUGCCAAUUCGUGUUGUUUGGGGUGAAUUGGUUAGGGUUUAUAGAGAAUUUGGUUUUUCUCCUACUGUUUUUGAUAUGAUUUUGAAGGUAUUUGCUGAAAAGGGGUUUGUUAAUGAUGCACUCUAUGUGUUUGAUAAUAUGGGUAAGUGUGGUCGUGUGCCGAGUUUGCGGUCUUGUAAUAGUUUGUUGAGCUGUUUGGUUAAGGAUGGGCAGUAUGAUAUGGCUAUUUGUGUUUAUGAUCAGAUGGUGAGAGUUGGAAUCGCCCCGGAUGUGUUUAUGUGUAGUAUUGUAGUGAAUGCAUAUUGUAAAGGUGGUAGAGUUGGGAGAGCUGUCGAGUUUAUUAAAGAAAUGGAGUGUUUGGGUUUGGAGCCUAAUGUUGUGACGUAUCAUAGCUUGAUGAAUGGGUAUGUUAGCUUAGGAGAUAUGGUAGGAGCUAAAGGGGUUCUGACCCUGAUGGAUGAAAAGGGAAUCGCCGGAAACAUGGUCACUUAUACCAUUCUAGUGAAGGGCUAUUGUAAACAAUGUAAUAUGAAAGAAGCAGAGGAGUUGUUAUUUGAAAUGAAGGAAUUGAUGGUAGAUGUUUAUGCAUAUAGUAUUUUGAUAGAUGGUUAUUGUCAGAUGGGUAAGAUGGAUGAUGCUGUUAGAAUCCGGGAUAGCAUGUUAGGAUCUGGUCUGAAGAUGAAUCCAGUCAUCUGUAACUCCUUGAUAAAUGGUUAUUGCAAAAUUGGGGAAGUCAAACAAGCUGAGUCAAUAUUCUUACAAAUGGUGGAUUGGGGUUUGAAGCCUGAUUGUUAUAGUUUUAGUACUUUGAUAAAUGGGUAUUGUAGAGAUGGUCAUAGUCGUGAGGCUUAUGUUCUUUUUGACAAGAUGAUCCAUGAAGGGGUUGAACCCACUGCUGUUACAUACAAUAUUCUUCUGAAAGGUUUAUGUUGUGAAGGAGCACUAGAUGAUGCUAUGCAGGUUUGGCGUAUGAUGCUGAAAAGAGGUGUGAGACCAAAUGAAGUCAGCUAUUGCACGUUGCUUGAUGGAUUCUUCCAAAUGGGAAGGGUAGAUGAGGCUUUUAGACUGUGGAAAAAGAUUUUAGCAAAGGGGUUAGCCAAAAAUAGUAUUACAUUUAACACUAUGUUAAAUGGUCUGUGCAAGAUGGGGAAAAUGGCUGAGGCAGAGAUUAUUUUAAAGAAGAUGAUCGAUCUUGGGUGUUCUCCUGAUGGGAUGACAUAUAGGAUCCUUAACGAUGGCUAUUGCAGAAUUGGACAUGUUGAACAAGCUUUUAAUAUUAAAGAUAUGAUGGAGAAAAAUUCAAUUUCACCAUCGAUUGAAGUGUACAAUUCUCUUAUUGAUGGUCUUUUUAAAAGUGGAAAUUCAUCUCAGGUUCCAGGUCUUGUUACUGAAGUGCAUGAAAGGGGUGUAUCCCCAACUAUUGUCACCUAUGGUGCCCUGAUUGCGGGUUGGUGCAAACAAGGAUUGUUUGAUAAAGCAUUGAGUGUGUAUGAGGAGAUGCUAAAGAAGGGGCUCACACCGAAUGUAUCUAUUUGCUGCUCUCUGGUUAGUGGGCUUUACAAGUUUGGUAGGAUUGAGGAAGCAAAUAACUGGCUGCAGAAAAUGGCUGACUUAAUUUCUCUAAGUUCUGGAUCAUUUGAAGAGUUUUGGACAGCAGACCAAAUAAACCUAGAUGAACGCAACAUUAUAGAUUCUAUUGACUCAAGUUUUAAGAGUCUACUACCUAAUAAUGUCAUCUAUAAUUUGGCUAUAUUAGGGCUUUGCAAAUCUGGGAAGCUUAAAGAUGCAAUGACAAUGUUCUCAACUUUAUUGAAGAGAGGGUUUGUGCCAGAUAAUUAUACGUACAGCGUUCUGAUUCAUAGACAUUCUAUUGCUGGCAGUUUUAAAGAAGCUUUUCAAUUACGUGAUGACAUGCUGGAAAAGAAUUUAGUUCCAAAUAUUACUGUCUAUAAUGCUCUCAUAAAUGGCCUGUGCAAGUCCAGAAACCUGGAUCGUGCUGUAAGACUUUUUCAGAAACUUAAACGGAAGGGCUUAGUUCCUAAUGUUGUAACCUAUAAUAUUUUAAUUAGUGGGUACUGCAAUUCUGGCAAUACAAAUGAAGCAAUAAAACUUAAGGACAGAAUGGAAGAAGAAGGCAUUGUUCCUUCUGUCGUCACCUAUUCCACCCUAGUUAGUGGUCUAUGUAAGAAAGGAGAUAUUGAAAAAGCAUUGGAGCUCUUGGACUAUAUAAAUAAUGCCAAUGAGGAUACUGAGCUUAGUUCUUAUCAUGCUAUAGCUCUGAAUCAUGUGAAGAGUUGUAACAUAGAGAAGAUCACUGAACUUCAUGGGGCAUUACAGAGCAAGCUCCACUUUCCUGACAUUGAGUAUGCAAAUGAAGAUGACUCUGUAAAGUCGUUCAGAUGUGAGGAACAAGAAGUCCUCAAUGCAAAGGACACACUAGUGACUGCUCUUCAUUAAUCUAUGUGAAGAGCAAAAUCACAUUGGAGAGGUCUUCAUUUCCUACCACCACUCUGCUCCAUUAAGACCAUAACUAUUUCAGUGAAGCUUAGGGUGCAGGUGCCCCCAACUUUCCAAGUUGAUGUCUUGCCCCUCCCAAAUCGUCCUGUCUAUUGGAGGAUUCCCAAGGACUACUUAUGCAGGACCCAAUCUGGAGGCCUUGGAGAGAGGUUCCAAGGCUUGGCCGAAGCCCGAAGAUUAAUUAGCCUUGUCAAGCCAAGAAGGUGUUGAAGAACUGAACUCUGUAAACACUUUAUCACCGCUGUUCGCCUAAUAAUUUCAAAAUAACGGAGAGAAAAAAUGUGGAUCAUGCAAGAGAAAGGAAUAUCCUUAGUCACUGUGUAUCUGCAGAUCAUAGUAUUGUUGCUUAUGAAAUUUUCUGUUCAUCAUCACACUUGUUGAAUAAUAUGUUUCUGCUGCAACUGAUGUGGGUAUUCUUCAAAGGAUAUCCAUGCAGAUAUAUGGAUUGUUUCACAUAGGUCAGUUUCGUAUCUGGGCUCUUUAAACGUUUUGUUUUAGAAAACGAUUGCUGCUACUGAGAGAAAAUUAAUAAAGAGUGGGCAUUUAAGCUUCUAUUGCUGAUGAAUUGAAAAUUUUAAGGGUAUCAAAUUUGAAAACGCUGUAGCAAGAUCAACUAUGCUCUACACUUUUCUCAGUUUUUAAUGAAUUUAGUUACGGCUAUCAUGCCAUAGACUAUUUGGUCACAUUAAUGAUUGCCUUUUGCUGUAGCCAGUCCCCAGUGGCACUAGCACUCUGCCUAGUAUUGAGGUGGGUUAGUGUCUUCGGGUCUUAACCCAUCAAUUAGGAUAUAUUUUAAAUUUCCUCGUCUCUUUCUGUUAUUUCCUAUGAGAGGUGGGACAUCUUCAUGGAGCCUCUCUCCAUUUGCCAGAGAUGAGUGAGUGGGAACGAGAUGCAAAGCUUUUAACUAUAGAGAUAAGCUAGUGGGAGUGAGAUGCAAAGCUUUUAACUAUAGAGAUAAGCUAGUGGCUUCAUUUCUUACUAGAUUUUUGCAGCCUAGAAUGGAGAUAGCCUAGAAUGUUACAAUCUUCACACCCUAAGAUACGACGUUGAUCUAUACAUUUGUUUAAGCUCAUUCGACAUGCAUCGUAACACUUUACUCCUCUCUUUUCGCGUUUUUCUUUUUCGGGAUAAAGUCGGUACCCUCCACAAAAAUGGCGGAAAUUUUUGUUUUUUUUUUUUUUUGCGUUUUCGAGUCGAAUGCACACAUAAGUCAUGUACACAUCGAGUCUCAUGAGUCAAUACUCUUCACACACCAGUCACAUCGAGUUAAGUUAACCUCGAGUCGGUCAAUCACAUUAAGUCAAGUUUAUACCUUGAGUUAUGUCAAGCCAUGUAUGUCAAAACGCUUCGAGUCGAGUCAUGACAAGUCAUAUGUGUUGAAAACACCUUAAGUAUUAUGCAAUGAAUCAAGCAACACUAAGCCUUAGGUCAACCCUAAAAGAUGAGCAAAGUCCUAUAUUCCAAAAUAUAAAUGCAGGUACAAAAGAUUUGAAGCAAAAGGACACAAAUGGCUUAGCAAAUCAAAUAGAGUCGGCCCGUUCGCAGUUAGAUUGACGAUCAGCCUGAUUGAUUGAGCACAUCCGGAUUUUGAUCAAACACCUCGUAUGGAAUAGUAAUUGGUCAUAAUCGCGAAUUUCCCCAAGAUGAAAGAUCUCAACGGAAAUUAACUUAGACUCGGUAAGAUCUUGAAUGAUAGGGUUUUCGACAGAGUUUCAAGGCAUGGGAAGCUAUCACUUCCAAAGAACAAGUGAGCAAGAACAUUCCCGGAUUAAAAAUAAAAAACCGCGAAUAUAAACGCAUGAAAUUCUUCCAAGAUAAGAGGAGUUUGAGCAAAACUUACAUGGAUCAGUAAAUUAGAGAUGAAGAGCUUUAAUUUAAAGAUUUAAGCGGAUUUGGUUGAAAGGAAACGACCAAGUUGAAGGUUCAGAACAAAACCGAGCAACGAACAGCAGCAGCAGCAGAAAUGGAGAAGAAAGGGGUUUUUUUAUUUCAAAAACUUGACUUUGUCGCCAAACUUUCCCAAUUCUUGAAUGGUCUGGAUAACUAUGCUGCUCAAAGGUGCCUGAUGCAAUUUCCUCUGCCAAGUGUGGAGAGAUAGCCUGUGCGGAAGAAUCUCUGAGAAAAACCCUUGGUGAAGCCAAGGGUGAGGGGGAGCCUGCUGCCUUCAACAGCAGAGGUCAAGAACCUCGUCGACCUCGUAGAUUAAACAAUAGAGAGAGAGAGAGAGAGAGAGAGAGAGAGAGAGAGAGAGAGAGAGAGAGAGAGAGAGAGAGAGAGAGAGAGAGAUCAGGAGCAUCAUGGAGAAGGGUGCUCUUUGUGGAAGGAAAACUCACUCUGAAGACCUGUGCUGGAAGGUGAUUGGGUAUCCAAAAUGGCAUCAUAUGUACAAGAAGCAGCAGGUAAAAGGAGGAGAGGCCGGAGCCAAAGGGAAGUGGAGCAAGCAGAAAACAGGAAAGCAUGCUGGGAAUGUGCAAAUGUGCAAAAGUGCAGAAGAGUCUGUGUUUCACUGCACAGCAACUUGAACAAAACUUGUUCCCUCAAGCUCAAAGAAUAGCAAAACUGGAUAUGACACUGAAGAUGAAGUUGAUGUGAAGUUUGCAGGUGAGGAUCGAGACUAGUCCAGAGGAUGUAGGGGGCAUGCAUGCACUGUUGGAAUCUUGACUGCAAGGGGUGGAAUGACAUCUCAUGCAGCUGUUGUGGCUCGUGGCCGGGGAAAGUGUUGUAUUUCAGGGUGUUUAGAGAUCCAAGUGAAUGAUACUAACAAGGUUCUUGUGGUUGGAAACAAAGUAAUAUCUGAAGGUGAGUGGCUUUCUCUUAAUGGAUCAACUGGCGAAGUGAUCUUAGGGAAAGAACCACUUUUACCUCCUGCUCUCAGUGGGGAUCUGGAAAUCUUCAUGUCAUGGGCUGAUAACAUACGGCGGCUUAAGGUUAUACAGUUUCGACAUACUGUUUCUCAAUUCCAUGCAUUGCAUUUUCCUCAUCAAAUUUAGGCAUCCCAAAAACUGGUCAGAAUUAUCUUGGAGUUAUGUGCGGAUAUUAAUUGUGUGAGUGAUACAUCCAAGCAUUCAUUAUGAGCGUGCCUCCAUGUUCCCUAAACAACUGUGAUCUACAUAUGUAUUUUGUCUAUGUAGCUUUCGUUAUAGACUGUUUCUUUGACAUUGGCUAUAGCAAGGCUAAAUCAUGCAGAACAUCGCAAAUUAAUAUAAAUCACAUUCACUGUUAGUAUAUGUAUAGGUCAUGGCAAACACAGAUACCCCAGAGGAUGCAUUAGCAGCAAGAAACAAUGGUGCUGAAGGAAUUGGACUUUGUAGGACUGAGCACAUGUUCUUUGCUUCAGAUGACAGGAUAGAGACAGUGAGGAAGAUGAUAUGGCAAUAACUCCUGAGCAGAGGAAAGUAGCUCUGGAUCAGCUAUUACCUUAUCAAAGAUCGGACUUUGAGGGGAUUUUUCGAGCCAUGGAU